Messenger RNA from Leptopilina heterotoma, 312 nucleotides. RefSeq lists its product as uncharacterized. The transcript has a single exon. Lineage: Eukaryota; Metazoa; Arthropoda; Insecta; Hymenoptera; Figitidae. The record is from RefSeq and is a predicted model, not a curated record. Bases 1 to 312 code for a protein of 103 amino acids. Gene Ontology annotation, molecular function: nucleic acid binding; zinc ion binding.
AUGGUCACAAGGUGUCACAGGUGCCUUGAUUAUGGUCAUAUAGACAGUGAUUGCCAAGCAAUGGAUAGGUCAGCUGCGUGCUUCAAGUGCGGAGAAGCUGGCCAUAAGGCAGCAAAUUGUAAGAAGAGCCCAUGCUGCUUCUUAUGCAAGGCGAAGUUCGGCGAAAAGGAGAAUAUCCAACACGUCGCUGGAUGCCAAGAAGACUUUGUCAAGGACAAGAAGGAAAUAAGGCCAGAAGAAGAACGGCAUGGAAGAGUUGCGUCAGAGACUAAAUGGGACCAUUCAUCUGCGAAGUCUGAAGCCACUAGGUAG